GUACUGGCGGGUGCUCUCGGUGUGCUCGGCUGUCGCUGUGUGGCAAAGAACAAAAACGGUGCUGGUUCACUACGCGCUUUCCUCUCGGAGCAUUCGUUCGCUGGCGGUGGAAGUGCGCUGUCGCGUGUUUUUCGUUUUGUUCGUGUGCGGUGGUGAGCUGUGCUGUGUGCUUCUGUGUGGCGGCUGGUUUGUAUUUCCGAAUCCGUUAAUCUCGUCGGCGGGAGCCCUUUUUCCGGCCGGAAGCAAUACGAAACACACGCGCACACUUACACGCAACUCACAACAAACACACACGCAUACCCAGCAGCAGCACGGCGGCACAGCGGCCGAAUCCUUGAAUUGUGUGUCUGUGUAUGUGUGUGUCUGUGUGUGUGUGUGCAAGUGUGCCUGUGUCCGUGGUCCUUGCGAGAAGGAGAAGACGUGUUUGUAAGUGUGGUGUGCACGUGCAGCAUAAGUGGGUGUUGGUGUUGGUAGGUGUAGGUGAAGCGGAAACAAGUGCGUGAGUGCAAGUGUUGUACGCCCAACCGCGCCGCAUAAGGGAGCGAUAGAAGAGGCGUCCCCAUCGUCAUAUCCCCCAUUAACCGGCGUCAUCAUCCUCAUCGCGUCAUUAUUGUUGGCCCGCGGUCGCCCUUUGAUCGUCGCCCAAGUGGUCGCCCAGCCCGCCUUCCCGAGGAAAGAAGAAGUGCGUGCGUGUAUUUUGAGUGCAUUUUUGUUGUGUUGGCCGUCGGUUUAGUUGGUCGUCGUGCAGCUUCUCUCCCCCCACACAAUCGUCAUUCUGUGUCUCUUCAAAUUUGCAGGCAAGGCCAGGCUAGUUGCAGUGAUAUACAAGAGCGAAGCAAAAGUGUGCAUCUUGGUGAUGAAGUGAAAGCCCUGCGGGAGCAUUAUAUCUAUCGCGGUUCUAAUAAUUAGCGUGCGCGCGCGCGUGUGUGUGGGUGUAUUGUGUCUACACGACCACCGAAGAAGGAAAAAGGAAAGAAUAGAGCGUGUGGUGGUGUAACUGUUUUCGUUUGCGGAAACGUGCGUGAGGCUUUGAUUUUUGGGGCGUUUGACACGACCAACCCGCCACCACAACGGAAGCACCGGGCGUACGUUCGCCUCGCCUGCGCCAACGCUUGCUAGGACGACGAUCGCGUGGAGGACGACGGUAGCAGGACUCGAAGCUUCCUGCGCACGCUGAAUUGCACACGACGACUCCAACGACGAUCGCAAAUCCUUUCCAUCGAAAGGAACAGAAGCGGCGAGAACGACGAAGACGACGACGACGACGAUCCGCUGACGAUCGCCGUUGCACAAUCACAAUCUUCCAGACGCGUCGGCGGUGACCUGCUGCCUCAGCCAGCAGCAGUAGUAGUAGCAGCAGCAGCCAAGCGGAUUGGGACGCGCAUACGACGACGGCGUUAACCACCCCCUCAGCCCCACCAUAUCCCCCGCGUGCGAGCAAACCAAACGUCCGAACGACGGAAACCAGGAAGCAAAUUGAAAGCAGGAGGAUGGAUUGCAAACGGAUUUUGCGCUGCUCGGCACUAGUCGUGCUAGUUUUAGUCACCCUAGUAAAUGCACAAAGCUCAGGUGCACACAAGCGGGAUCUGAACAAUCUGUACCAAGUGAUCUAUUACGGUGACUCGCAGGUCGAGGUCGGGAAGCCGUUCUCGAUCUCGUGCAUCAUCAGCAUCGCCAACCCGGUCGAGUGGCACAAGGACGGCGAACCGAUCCGGAAGCACAGCAACAUCCGCCACGGCAAGGAUGAGCACAGCUACAUCGAGAGUGAGAUGGGCAUCGCAGGAAAUCGAGACAAAAUCGAAGCAUCGAUCAGCGUCCAGCGCGCCCUGCCGAAGCACCAGGGCCGGUAUCAGUGCAACGCGCUGUACAAAAACUACCACCAGCUGUACGUGUACCGGAACGGUACGCUGCUUGGCCAUGGUGCUGGUGCUGCUGGCGCUGCUGCCGUCGUACCGGGCCCUUCAAGGGGCCGCGACGAGAUGCAGGUGCUGUUGAGCACGGUCAAAUCGACGCUCGUAGCGCCGCUGCAGCAGCCCAUCGAGCAUCAUCACUUCACGACGGCGGUAGCGCUCGCUCCGGGACCGCCCAUCGUAGACGAGGAGCUGCCGCGGGAACACGAACGCGAUCGGGAGUCCCCGAAAGGCGGGCACAGUCCACACCAUCACAGGCAGCAGGCGGGGCAGGGCCAUCGACACCAUACAGCCAGCGGAGGUUUAGCCGGGGAGAAGCAGCCCGCCCACUCCAGCCCGGUGAUGGGCAAAGAUGACUCGAAACGGUUCGUCAGCCAAAAGACGACCACGAUCGACCAGAACGGGCUGCUGCCGGAGGAGCUGCUGGAACAGACGGAGGUGGAAGAUUUGGAUCGGGAUUUCGCUCCGGUGCUGCACAACACCGACCACCGGGGUGCUUCGCCGAUGAUGGGCAAAGGUUCAAAGAAGCAGCACUCCAGCGCCGGAAGAGUACACGUACCGGUGGAAACACGAGAAGAGGAUGAAGAUGAGCGAGAGGAGAUGAUUGGUGGCGACGAUGUGGCGGAGGCGCGCGAAGGCCUAGAUCUCGAUACCGCCGGUACCGAUGCGGAUCACGCUGAGGACCUCGUUGAACCCGAUACGGAAAUCGUUAUCGAAAGCAAGGCUAUCUCGCUCGAGGACGAGAACAUCGACCGGUUGAUCCAGAACAAGAGCGACAUCAACGGGAUCAUCUUGGUGGACAGCCUGGAGGAGCUGGCGACGCUCCGCAAGCAGCCUUCGUCCGCCCUGUUGCCCAUACUGCCAACCCGUGAGGCCAUGAUGAGCAACGGCUCGAGUGGGUUUUCCCUGGCCGUCAGUACCGUUGGGCCGAUGCUGACCGGAGCUGGUGUCGUCCAACAGCAGGGCGCCAUUUUGAAGGACGGUGGCAGUGUGAUGCUCCUCACCAGCAUCGCUCCACCACUGGAGCAGGAUAAUACAGUGCACCACAACCAUCACCAUCACCAUCACGAACAUCACGGAAGCUCGUCGUCGUCAUCGUCGACCGCAGCAAAGAUGGCAACCACUUUAACGGCCACGACUUCUACUACUACAACCACUGCUAGUACUACGACCAUCACAACUACUACCACUACGAGCACCACCACAACGGCGGCUCCGCCCACGACGACCACCAUCGCGGCUGCCGAUGUACUGCUGCCUAACUACGACCAAGCCAGCACUAGUUUAAAAAUAUUCGAUAUAGCAAAAGCAUUGACGCUCGGUUGUAACAUUACACAGGAAGGAAAUUUUGAGUUAAGUUGGGCAAAAGACGGUAAGAACGUAAGUGAGGUCGAAUCGCUAAAAGACCGCUUUAAGAUACUGGCGGCCGAACGAAAGUUCGUCAUCAGUCGGGCACUGGAAACGGAUGCCGGACAGUACACGUGUAGCGUACCACAAUUGGGUGUAUCGAAAAGUUUUAACGUAGUUGCUAAUGUUGUUGUUAAAUUUGAAAGCACAGAAAUAGGCAAAACUAACAUAGUGGAGGGCGAACGGUUGACGCUUCACUGUAUAGCUUACGGAACGGAUCCUAAAAUCACCUGGAUAGUUGGCAACAAUACUUACAACGCGUCGACAGAUCACAUCGUGCUGGAGGAGGACGAGAGGGGCGUCGAGAACGCGAAGCUUAUCAUCGAUAGCAUAAAGCUAGACGACUACGCCGACUACACCUGCGAGGCACGAAACAAUGCCACCGAGUUUACGGGCAAACCGGCACAGGUUCUGAUCACCGUUAGAGUAAGAGGAAAAUAUGCGGCACUUUACGUUUUCCUGGGUAUUAUUGUGGAAGUUGUUUUACUGUGUGCGAUUAUUUUAAUAUGCGAAAAAAGACGUAACAAGACAGAGAUCGAGGAAAGUGAUACCGACCAGAGUCCCGACCAGAGAAGGCGAAAAGCUUCCCGAAAUUACAACUAAUGAUAAGUCUAGCGCUGUAAGACGAUCGAGCUGAUCGGGAAAGGAAAAGCAGAAGAACAAAAGAUCCCUAAAAAUGAAUUGUUGACCGCGUAGAGCGAUGGAAGGGUCUCCGUUUGGAACCGAUUGCUGCCUGUUAGCGCAAGAGAGAGAGAGAAAUAUAGAGAGAGAUAGAGGGCUAAUGGGAGAGAAGGUGAAGAAAGAGUAAGUGAAAACAAGUGGUGUGCGUAUCGAUAGGCUAAAGCAGCAUCUCUACCAGCUUAAGUAAUAAGAACAAAACAACAACAAAACACUUACACACGUAUUUACUUUAAACAUUCAACUCACAAAACCAACUCUGCGGAUAGAUACCGGUACUUUUGAGAAUAGAGUAAAGGAGGUAACGAUUCCGUUGCGAUUAAACGGGAUUAAAAGGAGCAAAAGAAUCAGGCCACGUUCAGGGCGCGCGCUGCUAUAUAGAAUCGAAUUCAAAAUCUAAAUUAAAAAGAAAAAAAUACGAUGAGCAGAAAGCGCGCACACACGUCAAGUAACAGUUAUGUGGGGCGUGGGUCAAACAAAAAAAAAAAAAACAAAAAACAAAAACCAAAAGAAUAAAAUCGAUAGCUAUAAAGCAGCAGCAAUCGGAGCUGUCCGAAGGACGGUGUUGCCACGGGUGUAGCUUUAUGUUUAUUUCAGUUGCUGCUACAGAAUUUUUGUAACUGUCGCUCGCGUAUUCAGGGUUCCGCCGAUCAGUUCAAAAAUUGGUCUGUCUUUUCUCCUGUAUAAUUUGCAACUAAGCGCCGUCUUCAAUGGCGCUUUGUUUCAGACCAGCUGAUCUACUUGACCCUAAGUAACCUCGCUUAGCGACCUUUGUCGAACUUUUCCCUUAUUGGCCCUAUUUAACAGCUCAGCCAGUUGUCUCAUUUUGGGGAUAUCUGUUCGUCCUUAUCUAACUCACAACGCCAUCUGGAGUUUCUUUUACGAAUUAUUCGAGCUGUCCUUGACAGCUCGUUGUUUUGUAAAUAUUGCGGCUGCUCAUUUGCACGAGGUGCACAUCGUGCCAACAGACGGUUAAAACCCUAGACAUUAAUACGAUGCGUAGUAGUGCGUAGUGUAAUUUAUGAUGAAGAAUCUUACUAUAAAAAAACAUAAAGGAAAAGCCACGACAUCUAACAAACAACAUCAUCGGUUGAUCGCUAGCGGCGCCAUACCGCAUGGGGCGUGUUCAACUGGAAGCGAUAGCGGGGACAGGGACAGCCCCGUCGCAACACAUACAAAAACACACAACACCGACACAGGACCUCCCGUCGUAAGUGAUGGGGUGGGGGGUGUUCGAGAAGGAAUGUGUUGGAUCACCAUGCUGCCAAGAGUGUGUGAGAUAAGCGAAUCCCCGGAUGCGAACGAUGUGUAAUUAAGGACAUUCUCGACCUAGUGACAUUUGAUGAACAAUUGAACGUUUAUAUUGAAUCCCACCACAAAGCGCGAAAGAGAGAGAUAGAGAGAGAGAGAGGGAAAGAGGGAAAGAGAUGCGAUUGAAGAGUUUGUAGCCGUUACUUAUCCUUACCACACCAAAAAGAAAAACGAACGAGAACGAAGAAGAAGAAGAAGAAGAAGAAGAUGUUAAAAACCACUGACAGCUAAUACAGAGAACCAUAAGGCUUAUUGUGUAAUCGGAAGUGUUGCAAGGUUGAUGCCGGGAACGAUCACCAAUGAGACAUUAUGCGCCGAAGAAGCAAAGGAAAGCCGAGAUAUCGGUUAAUCAUGGAAGUGAAACACGUUUAAAGAGAAUCGUAGACGAAACACGUUUUGAGAACAUAACGUUUCACCUCAUCCACGCAUUUGCUGCACUCCUCGAGUGAAGAGAAAACGGAGGAGAAGGAGAAAGGUAACAAUACCGAACACCGUAGAACUCCGAAACAAGCUCUUAACACUGUGCUUUACCGAAGGGGCGAAGGAAAACGUUCACAAUUUGAUGCAGGCUCUAGUAGAACAUAGUAGAUAUAAUAAGAAACGCCCCUCUUCUACUUCUAAAAAACCGAAUCGGUAUGAUGCGAGCAGAGAAAUCGUUAAACACACACACUAUUUUAUUAAAAAAAAUCAGUAAAAAAUGAAUCACAUCCUUCGCUUUCACCCGUCACACCACCAUUCACCAUUUUCUCGCACUCUUGAUCGAUAUAAUAGGUGUGUACGUGCAAAAAGGGCCAAACCCUUACAGCGUUUGUGUAAAGUCCAGUACAGAGGCCUAGAACAAAAAAAACGAACUCCUGAGCACUCCAAAGCAUUCGAGUAAGAAUCAACAAAAAAAAGUACCAUUUACCAUCUCUCUCCAUUAUGGGUCUUUCAACUUCUUCAUCUUACCGUACCCUUUCCCCUUAGCCCCAUCUAAAUACCCUCUACCCUCUGCGCCUCUCUCGAUCGAACACGAAACAGAGAGAAACACACACACACAUAAACGAUGAAAUCGAUAGCUUUACAUCCGUUGUCCUUCAUAGCAGUAGCGUUUCGGAAGCUGCAGCUGCUGCUACCUGCUACUACUACCACUACUACUGCUAUCAAUACUCUCUACAAAAAAAAACUGUAACUACUACUCUAUGGAACUUUUACUACUAUUUCAACUAUACUUAGAUAAUUGAAGAAAAGCGAUUGAAAAAUGAAUGAUAACGAAGAAUGGAUGGGAACAUGCUUUAAUAACACUUAGUGACGAGAGAAGACUAUAUGCUUUAAUUUCCAUCCGUCGGUGAACAGGGAAAACGAUUUGUGUUUUUCUUUUGACUUUUCUCUCUCUCUCUCUCUCUCUCUCUCUCUCUCUCUCUCUCUCUCUCUCUCUGACUCUCUCUCUUUCUUGCAUGUUCCUUUCUUCAUCUUCUCUUCUUUUGAUUUAAUUAGCUAGCAACUGUUAGUAGCAGAGGCCUUUCCUUCCUUUUUUCCUAUAGUCGUCGUAACUGCUAUCGUAGAAGAAGGGGCGCGCGAAUUUAAACGAACCAUUUCAACAACCCUUUUCACGCCACCGUUCCUGCACAUAAAACACACACUCUCUUCUUCUGUAAACUCAUCUCCAUCUUUUCUCAUUCGUGUAUUAUAUUUCUAUAUAAUAACAAAGAAGAAAAUAAAGGUAAAAGAACAAUUCACGUAGAACACGAUUAAGCUCUGCUGGUAGUGUGAAACGCAUUUUAAAAGAGAAAACAACAUGAAAUUCGAAGCUCGUGGGCCCCUCCUCGAACACGUACCGGCAAAGGGGUUCCAGUAUUUCAGUGCAAAAGCGGUAAGAAACGGUUGCAAAUAAUACAUACCUAAUGUAAAAGGGGGAACUGUGCUGAUGAUAAACCAAUGAAAGUAGUAACACAGGAGCAACCAAACUAUCACACUAAAAACACAUGAAUCAAUCGAUAACGCAAGUAUUUUGUACCUUGUUCCGUUGGCCGAGCCGAUUUGGGGACGAAUCGGUUUUGCCAGUUUCGUGUAACAUUUGAACGAUCGCCCGAUGAAUGGCAGCCGAGUGUCGUUCGUUGCGCGCUGGAGGUUCAUUAGUUUGCAUCGAGUAUUAGCAAUAGCGCGCCACCGGAGGGCCGGCGGAGGUUUAACGUUGCUGCAUGCUUUUGCACACUCACACUGUACAUAUUGUAAGAUAAAAAGAUCAGAAGAAGAAAAAAAAAUAACAGAAACAAAGUAACAGAUAAAAGGGAAUAUUGAUGGUGGCGAUGGAAAAAGCAAAACUAAGCAGCGAGAAGAGAAUGUAGAACGCGGGCAUAAGCGCGGGCAAAUAAUUUAGAAAAUUAUAAUAAAUAAAACCAGAAUACAGAAGAAAAAAGGGCAAAAGGGGGGAUUGGUGAAAAGGAGAAGCGAGAAACUAUUCGAGUAAUAAACGCUAAAGCCCAAGAGCACUCCGUAGAAAUGUAAUAGGCAUAUUAAUUGGAACGCGGUAAUAGUAAACGGACAAGGACAAACCGGAGAGGGGGCAGACUUAAAAUAUCUCGCCAAUACCCAAAAUAUUGCAGCAAAACGCAGAACAUCUCUCUAGCAUUAUGAAAUGGCAUUAAAAAAAACGGCACACGCUAGUGAGUUUUAGUAGUGUAUGCAAAUGAGCGUAUUUUUCUUUAACUCUAUCUUACGGGGUUCGUUUUUUUACUGUGAACACAGCCAGCCAGACAUACUUACACUUACUUAUUUUUCCUCUCAAUGUGCGUUAUUGGUUUACCUGUUAGCUAUGUAAAAAUAACACACACAAGGGAUUUUUAUCUUUCCUCGUUUCCGUAGCGCAGGUAGUGCACCGUAUAGUAGAAUAGUAGUUUAGUGCAAAAAUGAUGUAGUUUCCUUAUUAAGAAAAAAGGCAAUAUUCUCACAACCUCUUUUCACUCGAAACAUGAACACGAACACCACGAAUUAUUAAACGAAAGACACAAAAUUCAAUGCUUAAGUGCAGUAACAAUCGGGGCAAAACAAAAUAAGACACUGUAACUGUAUAAACCUUGAGGCACACUUGUACGACAGCGUACAAUGAGACAAGUGCAACUGCAAUCGAUAAAAGUGAAUUUAUUUUUCUAAAGAAAGAUAACUAUUCGAAAAAAAAAAUUAGACAAAGCAUAAAGGUAAUGAAUACUUCAAGCAGAAUUAAGAAAUCUCACUAAGAUUGAUCUGAAAAGUGUUUCGUUUUUCAUCGUAUUGAUUUAAAUAUCUAGUCUAUUGUGUUGUUCCUACCAAAUCAUUGUGCGCUGUGGUUGAAUUUUGUUUCCAUUAUUCCUUUGUGCUUUAAAAGGCAUUGAAUUAGCUUUUAGUAACUAAUUAGCGAUCAACCAAAAGCAACCCCUCCAACAAAAACGGCAAUCCAACGAUUCCACACCAACUCUCCUUCUCCUGCCGCAUCCUCUCCUUUCCCACAAGCAAAUCGGGUGUGUGGAAUGGUGGGAGUGUUAAAAAAAAAAGAUCGGCAAGAAUUUGUUUACUAGUGUCGCCGCCUUAUCGAAUGAGUAAGUUUGAAGAAGAUUAAAUUUGUAAUGUACACUUCACAGAAACACACUUAAUUGCUAAGAGCAGAGAGAAAAAGAGAGACAACCCCUAGAGUAAAAAUGCUAAAAAUUACGAAGCAAAACACGCAAAUUGCAUCUCGCGUACCGCCGCUGUAAGUAGAAAAAUAAAAACACGCGAAACCACACGAGUCAUUAUUAUAGGACGAAAGAAGCGGAGGAUGUAAACAGAUGAGGACUAUGGUGGAGAAAAAUUGAAAAGAAAAAAACAAAACGCCCACAAAUUUUCUUUUACCUUCAGUGUAGAGAUUGGAGCUGGAAAAUGAGACGCGAAAUGAUAUAUACAUAUAUAAAUAUGCAAUCCAAUAUAGCUGCAAGCUAACGUUUAAAGCAUGAAAGUUAGCACAACAAAGAAGAGUUGCACGAGCGCGAGAAAGAGCGGUGAAGAAAGCGUUUCGACUUGUUCAAGUGACGAAGGGGUUUAAGCCAACCUCCCCGCUAAACAAGUUUAGCGCAAUUAUCAAAAAUGGAAGAAGAACAAGUAAACCCAAGAAGCUAAUGAAGACUUCGUGUUCAUAGCCUUUCGUAUUGCAAUAAUAGUAGUUGAUGGGAUAAAAGUGUGUAUUGAAAUUUUACGCGUUACGUUUCGUUUCCGUUUGCCAUCUUUCCUGCGCGAGAGGAUCAUUGGAUUCUGCGUUGGACGAGCGCUAAGGUUCUCUUUUUUUAAUAAUUCUAAUCCUAUUGUCCUAGAUUAGUCUACUAUGGCAGUCGAACUUUCAGCAACCGUUUUCCUGUUGAGAUCACUCAAUCUGUGAUCUGUUGAGUUAUGCAUUAAGCGAGCAAAAUUAAUUCGUCCCAGCCAGUUUCUCCCUUUGGCCCCAUUUUAUUGUAUCGGAAGCGAUGGCGAAGGGAAAACAAAGAAGAAGAGGAAAAUAUAUCACCAAAUUGUGUGAAAUAUGCGCAACGUACGAUCACAGAACUGUAGAUAUCUUAAAUAAAAUACUUGCAAAAUACGCAUUAUUAUGCAUUAAACCGGAAAACAGAACAGAGAACAGGCAAAGAACAAAAUCGGCCGACCGGUCAGCGGGCGACGGUGAAAUGGAAGCGCGCCAGUCAUAUUGAACUAAAUACAAAAAGGUUUGAGAGAAUGGAACAGUGAAAACAAAAACCCACAGAAAGGACACACAUAAAACAGUCAAACACUCAUACAGUACAGUCAGAUAAGAAAACAAAAUCAAUCGAGUCAGAUGGUUCACAUUAACGAUCAACUAAAAAUAGCACAUAAACGUUUUUAAACCCCACAAAAAGCCACAAACGAAGCUAAACGAGAGUUAGAAGCAAACAUUCUCAACAACCACAACACCGUGUACGAUCGCGUUUUUAGUUUUCAGGCUUCCUUUUUGAUUGAUGAUCGUUGUUGAUCCGUUUCGUCGCAUCUCUUAGUGUGCAAUAAAGCCGUGUGUUCAAAAUGCGAUAUAUAAAAAGAAAUAAUUGCAAAUCAUAACUAUUUCAACGUCGUUUCACUCGGUACGGAUUCUCAGUGUUCCUUAUUUAUUCAUUCUAUGCACAACGUGCGUGUGUGUGUGCGUUCUUGUGGGUGUGUAGUAGUAGGACCUUGUCGAUCACUACUAAACGAACCAGAUUAAUUUCUGUUCUUCUGUAGAUAUGUUUGAUGCAUCAAACAAGGAGAAAAAAUAACAUUGAAAAGAACAAAAAUUGCAAACAUACACCGCACGGUGUAAGAGGGGGGAAAACAUGCGCGUUUUGAAGAACGAAACCUUACUUCACCACAUUCAGACAAUUUUGAUAUCACGUUUUUCAUGCACAUCACGGAAACAAUAACCUUUAAAAAAAAAGAAAGUUAUUCCACUACAUUUGUGUGCACCAUUGUUGAAAAGUUGAAAAGAAAUGCAUUUUCAGCUCUCCUUUUGACUCUUUCUCUCCCUCCUUCACCCUCACCACCACCACCACCAUCAUCAUACUCUUAAUGUGGUCAAACACCAAGGAAAAUGUGGUGCAAAUCAGCUAUAAACAAUUUCCCAAUUUAGCACACACACACACACACACACACACACAAACACACAGACUAAUCGUGUAUUAAAGGCUAACAACGUAUUACUACUACAACACCUCCCCGUAAGCAAAUCGCGACUUUUGAAAAGACUACACUUAAGGCAAAGAAAAAGAAACAAAGCUCGGAUAAAUUGCAUUCUAAACAAGAACGAAGCGAACGAAAUAUGUAUAAGAAUGUGAAAACAACAUAUGAGAAAAAGAAGAAAAACGGAAAGUAACCAAAAAAUACCCCAAUGUUCCUUUUAAAACAAAACCGACAUGAUGAUGCAAAACAGAUACAACCAAUACAGGAGAACAAGAACAGGAACCAGGCCGUUGACAGCCAAUUGAUAAAGUAUUGAUUUUGCAAUACUUUUCUUAUCACACACGAUACUACUUUUACCGAACCUCCCUCCCCCCUCUCAACCCACUGGGACUGAGCGGUGUGUGUGUUAUUUGGUUGAUUUUUUUCGUCGAUUGUUCGAUCGAGUGAUCGAUUGCUCGCGUGUCUCCGUACAUGUUCAUGUUCGAUCUGCACCAUCACGGGGGAAGAAUUUUCCUUUUGAAAACACGUUUCAAACUCAUAAGCAUAUGUUUCGUUGGGUGUGUGUGUGUGUAUAUUGGUUUGGGAAGGAGAAACAAAACUCGGAUAAAGCACACACACACUGCACUGCACUGCGCUGCUCGUUACCAAAAACCGAUAUUGCGUUUCCCGGUAGUGCGUUGAAUUAUUAGUCGUAUGUUUACUUGUUGCAACAUGGAGGUCGUCCUUGUACACACAUGCACAGCAGCAGGCUCGUAGUUUGUGUUGCCUCCAAUCUAAGCGCGUUAUUAUUCUAAUUAUAAAGAUAGACCUCUGAUGCUUUAAUCCCGUCACCCGACAGCGCCCGACAACGUUGUACCGCGGGGUUGAUGUGUGCGAAUGUAUUGCACUAUUUAUUUAUUCACUAACCUCAUUGUUGAUUACCACUUAAGCUAUUUAACAAACAAACAAACAAACUAGAAACCAAAACUAUGAUGAGCGUAUGGUUAGGACGAGAGGAAGAAAUAAACCACAAAACAGAUUUAAAAUUAUUGAAAAUGAUCGAGUUCAGGCGUUCUCUUUGUAGAGGUGUAUACGGUUUACGUUUGCAGUAGACAUAUUUCGUUUUGGUUUUAAUUUCGUUCGAGUUGUGUUUGCUACUGUCAUCUAGGUACAGGUUCAAGCCAAUAAAUUAACGAAGCAAAAAAAAAACCCACUCAGCCAUUAAAGCAAAACCGUAAACGGAUUGAUUGGUGCGUGCGCGUGGGUUUGGAAAUAUUUGUGAUGACCGGGUAGAAUUGUAAUACCGAUUUGUAAAUCACGAAACAACACUCUCUCAUAAGAUGAAUUGCCAUUAAAUUACCCACCAUCCUUCUUGAAACCUUCGUCACAACUGCUGCUCUCUACAGCGCAUAAGCACACACCAAAAACAAACAAAACAAAGUAAAAGAAGACAAAAAAACAUUAGGCAUUAAAAUGUAAAAGUUAUACAACAGCAAGCAACCGAAAACUGAAAACAAAA
Messenger RNA from Anopheles merus, 12453 nucleotides. RefSeq lists its product as uncharacterized. Gene Ontology annotation, biological process: cell-cell adhesion. The coding region runs from base 1491 to 3920 and encodes 809 amino acids. Gene Ontology annotation, molecular function: cell adhesion molecule binding. The record is from RefSeq and is a predicted model, not a curated record. Gene Ontology annotation, cellular component: cell-cell junction. The transcript has 10 exons. NCBI's taxonomy places the organism in Eukaryota, Metazoa, Arthropoda, Insecta, Diptera, Culicidae.